Messenger RNA from Aureobasidium subglaciale EXF-2481, 912 nucleotides. RefSeq lists its product as uncharacterized. Gene Ontology annotation, cellular component: P-body; CCR4-NOT core complex. The transcript has 3 exons. NCBI's taxonomy places the organism in Eukaryota, Fungi, Ascomycota, Dothideomycetes, Dothideales, Saccotheciaceae. Gene Ontology annotation, biological process: regulation of DNA-templated transcription; nuclear-transcribed mRNA poly(A) tail shortening. The record is from RefSeq and is a predicted model, not a curated record. The coding region runs from base 248 to 763 and encodes 171 amino acids.
CCGAGGCCAGCCUCUGGAGACGAGAGCAAGGCCAACAUCAUUAGUGAUUCCCAGUGAGCUGUCGCAACGUUAGCACGCCAAUCAUUUGACAUCCAGUCGACCCUUGCCUUUACACACUCUCGUGAUGAACCGUACAGGUACGUUGAGAUGUCUCACACGGUCUGCGCAAUUUCGUCACAGUCUUUGAGUCGAGGGCGCAUGUCAUAAGGCGCACGCAAUGUUGUCCGAGUAACACGCGUCUCAAGACAUGAAGCGGACAGCAAACACUUCGCCCAAUGGCAGGCAACGCAUUCCAGACACAACCAAGCGCAACUCGCUAGGUCUCGAUCUCGACAGCCCGGAACCGCUGUUCACCACCUUCUCCACUCCAUUCGCAGACAACCGUUCGCGCCCCGUCAUUCCAGAGUUUACGCUGCCGGGUGGCUACACGGUCACCAACGUUCCAGCGCUAGCUUCGCGCAUGAGUGCCUUCUCUGACGAGACGCUGUUCUUCAUAUUCUACCAGAACCCGCGAGAUGUCGUGCAAGAAAUGUCCGCUGGCGAGCUAUACAGCCGCGACUGGCGCUGGCACAAGGAGCUGCAGCAGUGGAUGAUGAAGGACAGCCAGAUGGCUGCUCCUAUCCGUGUAAGCGAGCGUAGCGAACGCGGCAUGUACAUCUUCUUUGAUGCCAACAACUGGCGACGCGAGCGCAGAGACUUUGUUCUCAAUUAUGACCACUUGGAUCAGAGACACGGCGCCACCCAGCCUCAGGCUGCACUUUAGGAAAGUGUCCUGGUCGCCGCCUCUACCUCCGGUGCUCGCUCAUCUGAUCAGACUGCACGCUCCACUCUCACCUCUAGUGCCCUUACGGCGGCACGACUCUCUGCAUCAACUCAACCUCGUUCCGCCAUGUACCCCAUGUCGAGACCCCC